Molecule: messenger RNA, 494 nt
Organism: Drosophila kikkawai
Lineage: Eukaryota; Metazoa; Arthropoda; Insecta; Diptera; Drosophilidae
Source: RefSeq, a predicted model, not a curated record
UAGGUCUUGGACUUUUUCAUUCUAACGAAUUCUCAAAGUUUAGAAUUUUUCUCCUUUAAUCCAGUCACUGCAAUUCGUUAACUUUCUACAAAUUUUUUACUCAAACAAAAAAAGAAAUCCGACUUAAAAAAAGUAAAGAAAUAUAGAAAAUGAUUCCCGAGGCAAACAUUGAACUGUUGGAAGCCGAUUUAGUGCCGCCGUUCAUGGAGGAGAACGGUUUUAUAGUUCCUGUGGAGGAGAGCAAUCUUAUGGGUCCCAUGACGCUGGCUCAAGUGUAUGAGUACUUGGACAACGCCACCAAUGACGAUCUCGAAGAAUACUUCUCUAUGGAAGAGCUGGUCACUGACGAGGACACUCAAGAUGAAUACGACUAUAUCGAGGAGCUCGAUACCGACGAGGAAGAUCCCUUGGAGGAUGAGUUCCAUUUUUCAUUUAUCGACUGGCUGUUGAUGCUUUACAACGCCAUUUUCCAAUAAAGAAAAACUGAUCAAGAA